AUGGCCUCUGAAAAGAAAGAAGAUAGAGCUCCAAAAUUAAGUGAAAAGGAGAAAAAGAAAGAAGAAGAAUCAAGUUCAAGUGAUUCAUCAUCAUCAAGCUCUUCAAGCUCUUCAAGUUCCUCAAGUUCCUCAAGUUCUUCAAGUUCUAGCAGCUCAAGUGAUUCUUCAUCUAGCGACUCAUCCAGCAGCUCCAGCUCCAGUUCCAGUUCUAGCAGCUCCAGUGACUCAUCUUCUUCUUCAUCUAGCAGUUCCAGUUCUAGUUCAUCCGAUUCCGAUUCUGAUUCUAGUUCCUCCGAUUCUGAUUCUAGUUCCUCCGAUUCUAGUUCUUCUAGUUCCUCCGAUUCUAGCUCAAGCUCUUCAGACUCAGACUCAGACUCAGACUCUAGUUCCAGUUCUAGCUCAAGCUCUUCAGACUCUAGUUCCAGCUCCAGUUCUUCAGAUUCAGAUUCAGACUCUAGCUCCAGCUCUAGCUCCAGCUCCAGCUCUUCUGAUUCUGAUUCGGACUCAGACUCAGACUCUAGCAGCAGCAGCAGCAGCAGCAGCAGUGAUUCUGAUUCUAGUAGUAGUUCAAGUGAUUCCGAUUCUAGCAGCAGUUCCAGUGAAUCCGAAACUGAAGAUAAUAAAAGAAAAAUUGAAGAAUUACCAGAAAAUUCUGAAGAACAAUCAAGUAAAGAAACUAGUAUAGAACCUAGUGAUAAUGAUUACAAUAAGAGACAAAAAUUGAAUAUAUCGGCUGGUUCAGAUGAUCUUAAAGAUGGUCAAAGAAGACACUUUUCAAGAAUUGAAAGAUCUAAAAUUUCGUUUGAAGCUUGGGAAUUAACUGACAAUACAUACAAAGGUGCCGCUGGUACUUGGGGUGAAAUGGCAAAUGAUAAAUUAGGAAGAGUUAGAGGUAAAGAUUUCACAAAGAAUAAAAAUAAGAUGAAAAGAGGUGGUUACAGAGGUGGUUCAAUUACCCUUGAAAGUGGUUCCUACAAAUUCACCGAUUAA
Messenger RNA from Maudiozyma saulgeensis, 990 nucleotides. The record is from the annotation of a GenBank genome assembly. NCBI's taxonomy places the organism in Eukaryota, Fungi, Ascomycota, Saccharomycetes, Saccharomycetales, Saccharomycetaceae.